AUGAUCUCCCGUUGUGUCGUUGCAGCCCUCAGCGCUGCGUGCCUCGCUGGCGCAUUCGCCCCCGGCCUCGAAGUGGUCUACGAUCUUGAUCUGGCAACUCAAGGUAUCGCGUUCUCCGCCGAUGGACGCAAGUUCUUGAUGCAGAGAUACUCUCUUACCGAUCCCCCACGUGCAGUUGAGCUUCUGGACGACAACUCUACGAUUCUCUACCCCAACGCCGAGUGGAAUUCCUACAAUUCAAGCGACAGUACUUCAGAUCCAGCGAAGACUUUUGUCAGUCUCGAUGGCGCCCGCAUUGGGCCUGAUGGACGCUACUGGCUGGUGGAUGGAGGAUCCCAGGGCCUUAACCGCUCCACCAAGCUCAUUGGCAUCAACCUUUCCAACGACACGGUUGACAAGCUUUACUACCUCGACGAUAUAAAAGCUUCCAACAGCGGUAUCGACGACGUGCGAUUUGGACCAUCCGGUGAUGUCGCAUACCUGAGUGAUACGGCUGGAGCACUACUUGUCCUCAACAUGACGACUGGAGAAGGAGUUCGGGUAUUGGCCGACGACCCAACCGCCGUGGCAUGGUUUCCAAUGAUGUACAACCAUACUCUUGUUCCGGGCUACGGUGCUGCAGGAAGCACACUCGCGGUUGGUCUCGAUCAGAUGGAAGUCUCGCCAGAUGGCGAGUGGUUCUACUACCAGCCUUGCAAUGGCGGCUUGUUCAAGAUCAAGACAGCCUUGGUUGACGCAACUUUGACAAACUCCACCCUAGCUGCUAGCCUGGGCGACUACGCUGAGGCGGUAGCACUGACUCCCAGCACAGGCGGUACUACAAUCGAUGGCGAUGGCAACAUUUACUUCAGUGACACCACGUUGCUUGCCAUCUGGAAAGUAACUCCUGAGGGCUAUGCCUCUAUCUUGGUUCAGGAUGACGCUCUGGUUUGGACGGAUCAGAUGUGGGUUACUGCCGACAAGAAGCUUUGGCUUCCCGCUUCGCAGAUGCGACCAGGAGGAAACGGACUCAUGGCUUCAAAGCCCAACUACAUCUUCACCUUCCCUAUCGAUGCAGGACCAUCCCCAAUCGACCAUGCCUGA
Alternaria atra is the source of this 1083-nucleotide messenger RNA. RefSeq lists its product as uncharacterized. The coding region runs from base 1 to 1083 and encodes 360 amino acids. The transcript has a single exon. NCBI's taxonomy places the organism in Eukaryota, Fungi, Ascomycota, Dothideomycetes, Pleosporales, Pleosporaceae. The record is from RefSeq and is a predicted model, not a curated record.